Messenger RNA from Etheostoma spectabile (orangethroat darter), 2387 nucleotides. It is a transcript of the gene paplnb, whose product is annotated as papilin b, proteoglycan-like sulfated glycoprotein. NCBI's taxonomy places the organism in Eukaryota, Metazoa, Chordata, Actinopteri, Perciformes, Percidae. Gene Ontology annotation, molecular function: serine-type endopeptidase inhibitor activity; metalloendopeptidase activity. Bases 360 to 2045 code for a protein of 561 amino acids. The transcript has 13 exons. The record is from RefSeq and is a predicted model, not a curated record. Gene Ontology annotation, cellular component: extracellular matrix. Gene Ontology annotation, biological process: proteolysis; extracellular matrix organization.
UAACUAAGACUCAUGGCUGCAGACUUGAUAUAAAACUUGAUAAGUAGUUUGACAGCCUAAGGGUUUUAAGUGGAAACACGUGUGCUCCAAAUAGAUGAAAUCACAGUUUAUUUUCAACAAUAAAAAAAUAAAUCACGUUUUCUUGGUGGGGGGAAACAGUUUCUCUGUGUGGAUGAAACCUGACACUUUAUGGGAUGUGGUGUUGGUGAGCAGCGAGGGUGAGAAAACAGAAAGCUGGGCGUCAGUGCCUAUACCUUCACUAGUGAGGUGCACAUCCCUCUGGGCUGCUCGUCGACCAGCUGGGAAUUCAAUUUAAGAAGCCAUCCUCAUCAGUAGUUCUGCUGUAGCUUCUGGUGAAAAUGAAGACCCUACAAGUCCUGGUUCUCCUACAGCUGCUGGCUGUACCUGCUUUCACUCUGACACAGCCAACCCAUGACUACUGGGGAGAGUUUGGAGCCUAUGGGCCCUGCAGCCGCACUUGUGGCAUAGGGGUGGCAAUGCGAACCAGGAAAUGUAUCACUUCGAGGACAGAUGGGGGACAUAACUGCAUAGGCUCCUCUAAGUCUUUCCGAACCUGCAACACACAUGAAUGUCCAGCUGGAUCAAGGGACUUCAGGGAGGAGCAGUGCGCCCAGUUUGACAGAAUGGACUUUCAGAGCAAGAGGCAGACAUGGGUGCCUUAUUAUGGAGCAUCCAAUCCAUGUGAGCUGACCUGUGUCCCAAGAGGACAGAACUUCUUCUACCGACACAGACCCGCAGUGGUGGAUGGGACUCCAUGCUAUGUGGGCCGCACUGAUAUCUGUGUGGCUGGCAUCUGCAGGAUACUGACCCACGGAGAGUUUAUGGGCUUGGAUGAGGACACUAAUUCCGUACACUCUGCUGCCCCCAUUGCUGUUGCUCCUCACCCAAGGGAGACACUCACAUAUAUCUACAAAACUGGUGUCUAUGGACAAUGCUCUGCCUCAUGCAAUGGAGGCAUGCAGUAUCGCAACGUGGAGUGUUGGGUUCAGGACCCAGCGAACCCCCGUGUGGUGGAAGAGUCUUACUGCAUCACCCAGCGCCUGCAGAGGCCACACAGCCAGCAGGCCUGCAACAUGCAUCCGUGUGCUGCGGAGUACAGUGUCUCCAGCUUCAGUGUGUGCUCGGUGACUUGUGGGGAGGGCCAGCAGACGAGGGAGGUGACCUGUGUUGGGUCGGGUGGGGAACGUCUGGCUGACCAUGCCUGUAGUGGACUGGCAAGACCCCCUUCUGUCCAGUCCUGCCGCAGACCUGCCUGUCACACACACAUCACCUGGCACGUGACCGACUACGGACUGUGCACCAGAAGCUGCGGUGGGGGUGUGAGAGAGAGGAGAGUGGGCUGUUUUGAUACAGAUUUAAACCCUUACUCAGAGGCCCGCUGUGGAACAGCCAGUAGACCUCUCUCUGUGGAGACAUGCAACUCACAGCAAUGUCCCAGAGCACAGACGGUCCCGAGUGUACAGGACCCAAGGGCACAUGAAAGCACCAUGAGAGGAUUUGUGCCCCAUGUUCCAGGAGACCCUUCAGCUUCCAGGCCACAUACAGACACUGCUACCUACCCUCCUGUGAUUGGUCCUCACUGUGCACAGUCAUUCUAUGGCUGCUGUCCUGACGGCCAAACCCCUGCCACAGGGCUCAGGAACGAGGGCUGCUCCCGAGAUGACUGUGUUCGCACUAGGUAUGGCUGUUGUUUGGAUGGUGUGACUCCAGCUCAAGGAUUUGGAAGGGCUGGAUGUCCUGAGUACCUGACAGCUGUGCAACAGCCACCACCUCCUGCCCCUCCAUCCACUGGUAAUAUGUGCUCCAUGCCUCGUGAUGAAGGCCCCUGUGAUACUUGGAUGGUCCGAUUCUACUAUGACUCAGGCACUGGCAAAUGUACUGAGUUCUGGUAUGGAAGCUGCCAGGGAAAUGCUAAUAACUUUGUGUCCCUAGAAGCAUGCCGGAGAGAGUGUGGGGGUGUGGCGACCCCAAGAGGGACCCCAAGGAGAGGGUCAACCAGUGGUGCUUUGAGGGCAAGGUCAUAACCAUGCUCACAACUAUGACCCAAAAUCAGGGCCGUCUCUAUGAAGCUAUUACGUGAUAUUUGUACACACGUAUUUGUUUAUGUGAAGACACACAGAAACAUGUAUUAAAACUAACCACAUCCUGCCUUUCAUUUAAACAUCACACUUUACAUCAAAAAAUGAUCUAAUCUCACAUUAUAAGUGACAUAAUUGCAGCAGAUGGUUCUGAUUUUCUUAUCUUUUUGUGAUGCUUAUAUGUUCACUUAUAUAUUUUUACUUUUAGAUCUGGACUAAAAUAAAAUAAUGUCAAUGUGAUUACCCAAGUUAAAUCAUUGACGUAAUCAAUAAAAAUGGUGUGGUUUA